This is a messenger RNA of Coccinella septempunctata (seven-spotted ladybird), 908 nucleotides long. It is a transcript of the gene Mp20, whose product is annotated as muscle-specific protein 20. The coding region runs from base 127 to 681 and encodes 184 amino acids. The record is from RefSeq and is a predicted model, not a curated record. Gene Ontology annotation, molecular function: protein binding. NCBI's taxonomy places the organism in Eukaryota, Metazoa, Arthropoda, Insecta, Coleoptera, Coccinellidae. The transcript has 3 exons.
AGCCAAGAAGAGGAAUGUUGCGAAAACUUUACAUUCCUAUAUAAAUAAGUCGGUCACACGUUCUGUUUCAGUUUUUAGUUCACGCUCCUAAAGCUCAAGAGCCAGUUGAAAAUCUUUUACACAACCAUGUCUCUGGAACGUCAAGUCAAAGCAAAAAUCGCUGCCAAGCGUAACCCACAACAAGACGCAGAAGCUCAAGAAUGGAUUGAGACAGUUUUGGGUGCCAAGUUUCCACCAGGUGAGCUCUACGAAGACGUGAUUAGAGACGGCACCGUUCUCUGCCAGCUCAUUAACAAAUUGGCACCAGGAUCUGUGCCCAAGAUCAACACAAGCGGGGGACAGUUCAAAAUGAUGGAGAAUAUCAACAACUUCCAAGCAGCCAUCAAGAAAUACGGAGUUGCCGAUGUUGACGUAUUCCAAACUGUCGAUCUAUGGGAGAAGAAGGACAUUGCCACCGUCACCAACACCAUAUUCGCUCUUGGCAGAACCACCUACAAGCACCCUGAAUGGAGUGGCCCAUAUCUAGGACCUAAGCCAUCCGACGAAAACAAACGUGAAUUCACUGAAGAACAGUUGAGGGCUGGAGAAACCAUUGUCGGUCUUCAAGCAGGAACCAACAAGGGAGCCUCCCAAUCUGGACAAAACAUGGGUGCCGGCCGUAAGAUUAUCCUUGGAAAGUAAACUUGGGAACAAUAAGAUAUUCUGUAUACUGAUGCCAAAAAUGAUGAAAAUGAACAAACAUAUAAAUUGGAUGAAUACAAUGUCUCAAGGACUAAAGUUUUGAGUUUUCACCUCAAAAUUUGAAAUUCACCACCUACGUAUAUUUUAUAUGUUUCUUACAACAAUAUAUACUUCCAUAUUUUUUACUCAUGUAUAAUUAUUUAAAUAAAAGUUUAUUUAUUUUUCAA